Molecule: messenger RNA, 1244 nt
Organism: Aspergillus aculeatus ATCC 16872
Lineage: Eukaryota; Fungi; Ascomycota; Eurotiomycetes; Eurotiales; Aspergillaceae
Product: complex I NDUFA5 subunit family protein
Exons: 3
Coding region: 165-878 (237 amino acids)
Biological process (GO): respiratory electron transport chain
Source: RefSeq, a predicted model, not a curated record
CGGAACGGAACCUCAACCCUUCGUGCAUCCAUCCCGAUUCAGUGUGCUCAUCGUGAAUGAACGACCCGAUAAGUCACCCCGCUGCCGUUUGCCAUUGGGUUUGAUACCAACGCCCCUCUGGGUCACUCUCAUUCCUUUCACUACCUCACACACCUACGCCCAGCAUGAGGUCAACACUCCGGUUGCUGGCUAACGUCAAGCCGGCUCGGUACUUGGAGCCUUUCGCUCCCACCGGCUUGACCGGCCUGAACACUCACCCUAGCCCUCGUCCCACCCUGAUCUUCCUUUACACAUCGACCUUGAACAAGCUCAAGUCCUUCCCUGAGUCCUCCGUCUACCGUCAAUCCACCGAGGCAUUGACCCGCCACCGUCUGCAGAUCAUUGAGUCCACGAAGCCGCCUGGAUUUGAAGCUUGGUUGGAGCGCGUGAAGAAGACCGUGGGCGAUGAGCCUGAGCGCUUCUCUAGCCUUCUCCAAGCCAACGGCACGUACGCAGGUGCUGAGCGCCUCGAUGGUAGCGACAAUGCCCGUGGAGAGGAGUGGGAUGGCGAAGCCUUGGAGGCAACCACUGAAGGCCCCGCUCGUACACCAGCAGAAGAAGCCCGUUUCACACAGCUCUUGGAGGAGGCUUCUUCUCCUAAGAACAAUGAAUCGGACUUCCACCCUGAGGAGAAGAAGUGGGAGGCCGAGCCCGCUCUGACGGCAGAACAAAUCUCUGAAAUUGAGCAGCAAAUCGGUGCCGGUCUUAUCGAGGAAAUCAUUCAGGUCGCCGAGGGUGAACUGAAGGUUGUUGAUGAGUUGUACAAGUCGAAAGCCUGGGAGGAACUUGAGGAGAAGGCUAGACCUGGCCAGUGGUCUUACUUCGAGCGCCCCGAGUAAGUGCUCGGCAUAAUAGGGUCUUCUCAUGAACGACAGACUUGACUUAAGAAUUCCCAUUGUUUGUAAUUAUAAGUUUACGUGUGUCCAAUCAAAACCAAUCACAAUUGCAUGUAAUGUAUAGGUUGUUGUAUGAGCUAAGGUUCGCAGGUGGAUUGUGUCUGAUUUACUGAUAACCGCUCGUCGAACGGACUCAUCAUGCUGAUUGUAAAGAAUAAUGGUUGGUGGCGUCUGAUGCUAGUGCAGGAUCUGUUAUGGCAUAUGUGACUGUAAGGACAGCGUCCCGAUUGAACAAGUUGAUUUGUACAUGCGCAUAAUUCAGAAGACCACCCAAGUAGUAGAGAUGGAACUAGCCCGGGGCUACCCACG